Messenger RNA from Falco peregrinus (peregrine falcon), 2732 nucleotides. It is a transcript of the gene PSAT1, whose product is annotated as phosphoserine aminotransferase 1. Gene Ontology annotation, molecular function: O-phospho-L-serine:2-oxoglutarate transaminase activity; pyridoxal phosphate binding. The record is from RefSeq and is a predicted model, not a curated record. Gene Ontology annotation, cellular component: cytoplasm. The transcript has 9 exons. Gene Ontology annotation, biological process: L-serine biosynthetic process. The coding region runs from base 54 to 1166 and encodes 370 amino acids. Lineage: Eukaryota; Metazoa; Chordata; Aves; Falconiformes; Falconidae.
CGGGGGCUGGCGGCUGAGCGGGGCAGCGGCGGCGGCAGCGGAGCGGAGCGGGCAUGGAGUGCGGGCGGCAGGUGGCGAACUUCGGGGCCGGGCCGGCGAAGCUGCCGCGCUCCGUAUUAUUAGAAGCACAGAAGGAAUUGGUGGACUACAAAGGGCUUGGUAUAAGUGUUCUCGAAAUGAGCCAUCGAACUUCAGAUUUCAUGAAAAUUCUAAAUACAGCUGAAAGUCUUAUGCGAGAAUUGCUAAAUAUACCAGAAAACUACAAAGUGAUUUUCCUCCAAGGAGGUGGAUCUGGUCAGUUUAGUGCAGUCCCACUUAAUCUUAUUGGUUUGAAGGAGGGAAGGCAUGCGGAUUAUGUGGUUACCGGAGCUUGGUCGGCAAAAGCAGCUAAAGAGGCAGAGAAGUAUGCCAAAGUGAAUAUUGUUCAUCCAAAACUAGGAACCUAUACAAACAUUCCUGACCCAAGCACUUGGAAUCUUAAUCCUGAUGCAUCUUAUGUCUAUUACUGUGCUAAUGAGACUGUUCAUGGUGUGGAGUUUGACUUUGUACCUGAUGUCAAAGGAGCAGUCUUGGUUUGUGAUAUGUCAUCAAAUUUCCUCUCCAGACCUGUGGAUGUUUCCAAGUUUGGCGUCAUUUUUGCUGGUGCUCAGAAGAAUGUUGGUUGUGCUGGAGUUACUGUUGUAAUAGUACGUGAGGACUUGCUGGGAUUUGCUCUGAAAGAAUGCCCUGUAGUACUGGAUUACAAAACGCAAGCGACGAAUGGCUCUUUGUAUAACACUCCACCAUGCUACAGUAUUUAUAUCAUGGGAUUGGUACUGGAAUGGAUAAAGAAUAAUGGCGGGGCUGCAGCUAUGGAUAAACUUAGUUUAAUCAAGUCACGAAUGAUUUAUGAUAUUAUAGACAAAUCUAAUGGAUUCUAUGUAUGUCCAGUUGAGAAAAAGAACCGAAGCAGAAUGAAUGUCCCUUUCCGUAUUGGCAGUAUCAAGGGUGAUGAAGCACUGGAAAAGAAAUUUCUUGAGAAAGCUGUGGAACUUAACAUGAUAUCUCUGAAAGGGCAUCGAUCUGUGGGAGGAAUCCGUGCCUCUUUAUAUAAUGCAGUGACGGUAGAAGAUGUUCAGAAGCUUGCAACAUUCAUGAGAAGCUUCAUGCAGAUGCAUCAGUCAUAAAUGCUCAUGGGUUAAAGCCAUGCUGCACAUCUGUGGAAUAAAAGCUAAAGGGUUUGAAAGUUACUGUGGUACUGAACAGCUGUAGCACACAAGUUAUUUUCUUUUAGUUUCUCUAGCUGUCUUAGUUAACUGCGUGGAAUUGAGGCCCAAUCUUACAAUGACUUGGCAGCCUUGGCUUCACUGAAGGUCAGGAUCCCCAGGCUGAUAAAGAUUUGUUCUGAGACUUGCAAAACAGUAUUUUCAAAGUGUGGUUAAAACAUGAGUAGCACUGUAAGAUGCUAUGGAUCUGAGCCUGUUUCUUGCUUCUAGUCACAGAUGACUUCAUCACCAAUGAAUUGUUUUUAGUAAACUUCAGGAGGCAAAAUUUGUCAUAAGCUUUCUGUAAUACUUUACAAAUCUGUGACUGCACACUGAAGCUAGAACUGAUAGUAGGUGUUCUUGGAGGAUAUCUAGUUGGUUUAUUUGAUAUAUUGCAACAGUAUACCCCACCAGUAGUAUUUAAGAGUUAAUAUCUGUGUUCCUAACCUGAGCACCUUGUCUUUCAGACUUCUGCUCCCAUGCUUGAAGUACUAUCGUAAGUUCCAUAUAGCAGUACCCAUUGUCAUUCAAGUCUGUGGGACUGGGCCUUUUUUUCAUGUAACCAUUUAUUGGUUCAAAGCUAAGAUGAAUGAGUCUGUAAUUGCAUCAAUUUAGAUGUUGUUUAUUUCUCUAUGCUUUUUGUAUAUUAAAAUUCUUCAGGUUGUUAAUUUUAUAUUCUUAUUCUGGAGUGUGCGUAUAUGCUUCUGCUAAAAUCUUCUUUAUAAUUUCUUAAUCUUGUGCCAAACUGGAUGGCUGUAUGCCACUGAAUGGAUCUGUGACUUUCUGUGCUCUGACUUCCUAGACCAAAGUGCAGCAGACUUUUUUUUUUUUCUUUUUGUCUGGUGUUUCUUAAAUGUUUUCCCUCUAACUAUGCCAGUGUGUUCUCUACCCUUUCAUUGCUUUAGUUCUGUAGCCUUUUGUAUGUGGGGCUUUGCCUGGCUGCAGUGAAUACAAGCCUUGACUUCCUUGCUUUCUCCUGAUGCGACAUCACACUUUUGGUACAACUUUCUCAAUUGAUCCUUCUGCCUUAUUCCAGCCUUUGAUGCUCUGGGCUAGAGAAGGAACUGUGGUUAUGCAAAUACCUUCAGAAGAUUUAUUAUAGUACCCUUAGUUAUUUUUCUUCCUUAGCUUGGGAAUGUACUAUCAAUGACCGUAUAUUGACACUAGCCUCUGGUUUUAACUUACCUAGAAGCUAUAUGCUAGUAUCAUAGUGUUUAGCAUUACUGCAGAUGGUUUCAGGCUGUAAGCUCUGGUACGGGACUGUUUUUUUUUUUAUUAUUAUUAUGUAACUCCAGUACAGUGGUAACAGAUUAAUAAUGGUAAUGAUGGACUGUCUGUUUCUUGGUGGAACCUCACAGCAAGUCAGUGCAGUUGUGAUAGGGUUGAGUUACAUUCCUAUUUGAAAAGUUGUCACUCUGACUACUGUUUUGAAAUUUUUGUCAGCUCAGUGUAACUCUCAUUAAAGAAGUUGGUGAAGAAAAAACUUUA